AUGUUAUUUGUUUUGAACCACAAUUCUGAAACACUUGCUGUUUUGAUAGUUGUAAUAGUGGAUGAAUUUUAUCUUGUGCCGUUGCGCAAUGAUGGUCCUAUAUACUGUCAGCAGGUUUUGGUACAAACUAAAGCUGAAGCGGAUAUGCGUCGAGAGAUCCGAAAAGAACAGAAGAGAGCGAAGAAGGAACUGAAUCGUAUCCAACAUGCUUUCGGAGACGAGGAGAAGCUGGAAUUGGAAUUGGCACAACGAGAAAUCCUUAGAAUGCGACAGCUGGAAAUGGAUCAAUUAAAAUGGACACCUUCAAUAAAAAGCGUGAGUCGUCCACGUGAAGUCUAUCCUUACGUUUUUGACGCUUGCGUUGAUACGGGAUCAGCUAUGAUUACAAUUAAUGGAAUGAAGUAUGCACUACCCGAAGGUUCUACCAGAGAAAGCUUCCGCACCCACGAGGAAGUUGAGGUCCCACCGAUAAAUCGUGGCUCGGUUGAAGAUGUACAACAUGUGUUUGUCAAGGAUAUGGACGAUCUUGGUCAGCUUGGAUUUCAAGGAUUUGAGAAACUUAAUGUUAUCCAAAGCAUUGUUUUUGAACAAGCAUACAAAACUAGGGAGAAUCUCUUGAUAUGUGCACCUACUGGAGCGGGUAAAACUAAUAUUGCAAUGUUAACAAUACUGAACACAAUACAUGCACAUCGAAUGUUGAACGGUGAAAUCGCGAAAGAUGACUUCAAGAUAAUCUAUAUUGCACCUAUGAAAGCUCUGGCUACUGAAAUGACUGAAAGUUUUGGAAAGAGGCUGGCACCUUUAGGCUUGAAAGUCCGUGAAUUGACUGGAGAUACAGUUCUGACGAAGAGAGAAGUUGCAGAGACGCAGAUGCUAGUCCUCACUCCUGAGAAAUGGGAUGUGGUUACGAGGAAAGGUGCAGCUGACAGUUCACUUACGUCAUUAGUGAGGUUGCUGAUUAUUGACGAGGUUCAUCUGCUACAUGAUGAUCGUGGUCCAGUUAUUGAAACUAUUGUGGCUAGGACAUUAAGACAGGUAGAAAUGUCACAAACUGGCAUUCGUAUUGUGGGUCUCUCAGCUACGUUACCGAAUUACGUAGAUGUUGCCCGAUUUUUGCGGGUGAAUUUGUACAAAGGCUUGUUUUACUUCGAUGGACGAUUCCGACCAGUUCCUCUAACUCAGAAGUUCAUCGGAAUUAAAAAAAUUGGAGGUGUGCGAGAUGUGCAAGAAACAAUGAAUGAAGUGUGCUACGAUGAAGUUCUCAAGUUUGUGAAAAAGGGUCACCAAGUGCUCGUCUUUGUCCAUGCUAGGAAUGCAACAGCUUCACUAGCUCAAGCUUUUCGUGAAAGAGCUGCGCAACUCGGUCAUCUAGAGUUGUUUCUCCCUCAGUCGGCUGGCACGAAAGGAUAUGUCAGUGCUGAAAAAUCGGUCCAAGCAUCCAGAAAUCACAGGCUGUUCGAAUUCUUCCGUUUUGGCCUCGGCGUUCAUCACGCUGGUCUUGUAAGACAUGAUAGACUGCUCAUGGAAAAGACUUUUCAUCAAGGGCACAUCAUGGUGCUAUUUUGCACAGCCACAUUGGCAUGGGGAGUGAAUUUGCCGGCUCAUGCUGUAGUCAUACGAGGCACCGAAGUUUUUGAUGCCGAGAAGGGACAGUUUGCCGACCUUGGUUUGUUGGACGUUCAACAAAUAUUUGGACGAGCAGGUCGCCCACAGUUUGAGAAUGAAGGGCAUGGUAUAAUUAUAACAACUCAAAAUAAGCUUGACAAGUAUCUGGGUAUGCUAAUAAGACAAGCACCGAUUGAAAGCCAAUUCUUCAAACGAAUCCACGACAACUUGAAUGCUGAGAUUGCACUAGGCACUGUUUCAAACGUGGAUGAGGGUGUUGAAUGGUUAACUUAUACGUACUACUACACCCGAGCGACUCUGAAUCCUAUAGCAUACGGUCUGCCGCACUCGAUACUGGACAAAGAUCCAGACUUGCGCCAUCAUUUAACUCGUAUGAUAACUGAUGUGGCUGUAAAAUUGGAUCAAAACCAAAUGAUUAGGUUUGACAGCGUAAAUGCCUUCGUACACGCUACAGAUCUUGGACGGAUAGCUUCGAAUUUCUAUAUAAAAUAUGAGACUAUCGAAAUGCUUAAUGAAAGUGGUCUUCCCGUUUCUUUGGGACCAUUCAUGCCAGAUGACAUGGUUCUUGCGUUAAUAUCGAUGGCGAAGGAGUUCAGUCAACUUAAGAUACGAGAAGAGGAAUGCCUUGAUCUUGAAGAACUAAUAAGCUGUGGUUGUGUUUUGCCACUUCGUGGUGGUGGAUUGGCAAGCGUUUCCGGAAAAGUUAAUGUACUUUUGCAGAGUCAUAUUUCCCGUGCUUUUGUCCGGAGCUUUUCACUUGCAUCGGAAUCGUUGUAUGUCCAACAAAAUGCUGGCCGACUUUGCCGAGCCAUGUUUGAAAUUGUGUUACGAAAAGGUUGGGCUCAAGCAGCGAAUGCCUUCCUAACAAUGUCAAAGUCUAUUGAAAAAAGAGUUUGGCCUAAUCAGAGUAGCUUAAGACAACUGGACGAAUUUCUACGCGUAGAUCUUAUUGAAAAAGUAGAAAGACGUAAACUGACAGAAUCCCAAUUGUUAGAUCUCUCUGCAAAGGAGCUUGGUUAUAUGUUCAGCUGCGAUGGUGAUAAGCUACAUCAAACAAUGAGAAUGUUGCCUCGAGUAGAGGUGGAUGCUGUUCUGAAGCCUAUCACUUACACCAUUGUACAAGUAUCAGCAAUACUCACACCUGCUUUCAUAUGGAAUGAUCGUCUUCUGGGAAAAAAUGGAGCCCAGUCAUUUUGGCUGACGUUGGAAAAUAUCGACGAGAAUUUUAUCGUGCAUCAAGAAAGAAUAGCUAUAAACAAGAAGAAGGUGCGAUCAAGAGAACCGCAGAAUUUAGUCUUCACGAUUCCAAUCCGAGAUCAUCAACUUACCAACGUGUUUCAACUACGAGUUGCUAGCGAAUAUUUUCUCGUUGAUGACACAGUGGUGGCACUCUCCAUGCAUAACUGUAUACUACCGAAGUCCUAUAAAGCUCACACAGAUCUUCUACCUCUUGACCCACUGCCGGUGAAAACAAUACGGAACGAGAAGUUUGAAUCCAUAUAUAAUUUUCCCUAUUUCAAUCCCAUUCAAACCCAGGUAUUUCACUGUUUAUAUCAAACUGACGAAAAUGUGCUUAUCGGAGCACCAACCGGAUCCGGAAAAACGCUUUGCGCUGAACUGGCCAUAUUUCGACUUUUGCAGAAGUACCCUGAGAAAAAGUGCGUCUACAUUGCUCCACUUAAAGCUCUUGUAAGAGAGCGUGUUAGUGACUGGCGUGAGAAAUUCGAGAAAAAAUUGGGUUACAAAGUUGUGGAAGUAUCCGGUGAUUAUACUCCAGACGUUGCUGUUCUUAAUGAGGCUCCUAUUAUUAUCACAACACCAGAAAAGUGGGACGGUAUUACAAGAAGCUGGGCCACCCGUGAAUAUGUUCGACAAGUGAACCUGAUCAUCAUCGAUGAAAUUCAUCUUUUAGGCGUUGACCGUGGUGCUGUUUUAGAAGCAAUUAUAACUAGAUUAAAACUACUCACAAAACGGUCAUAUGUUCGGGAAACGUGCGCUCGCCUACUUGGACUCUCCACCGCGUUAGCGAAUGCUGGCGAUGUAGCUGAAUGGCUAGGAAUUCGUGACGCUGGUCUUUUCAACUUCCGACCAUCUGUUCGUCCUGUUCCAGUUGAGGUACAUAUUCAAGGUUUUCCCGGACAGCACUACUGUCCGAGGAUGGCGCUCAUGAAUAAGCCAGCAUUUAAAGCUAUCAUCACAUAUUCUCCGAUUAAACCAGUACUCGUAUUUGUGGCAUCAAGAAGACAGACCAGGCUUACUGCGAUGGCGUUUAUCAGUCACCUAGUAACUGAAAGUGAUCCACGCCAAUGGCUUCAUAUAGAUAUGGCUGAGCUUGAAGUGCUGCUGCAGUCUGUUAAAGACGAGAAUUUGAAGCUCACACUUCCAUUUGGUAUAGGAAUGCAUCAUGCUGGACUGAGUCCUCACGAGAGGGCAUUAGUAGAACAGCUUUAUGUUGAGAAGAAAAUUCAAGUGCUGAUUGCGACAGCUACUCUCGCGUGGGGAAUCAACAUGCCGGCUCAUUUGGUUAUCGUGAAGGGAACGGAAUAUUAUGAUGGAAAGACUUGCAAAUAUAUAGAUUUUCCUGUCACUGAUGUUUUGCAAAUGAUGGGACGUGCUGGACGACCGCAAUUUGAUACAAGUGCUGUAGCAGUGAUAUAUGUGCAAGACAUAAAGAAGACGUUUUAUAAGAGAUUCUUAUACGAACCAUUCCCGGUAGAAUCUAGCCUUCUACCUGUUCUGGCUAAUCAUGUAAAUGCUGAAAUCAACGCGGGGACGAUCACAAGUAAGCAAGGAAUAAUGGAGUACCUGGCAGGAACGUACCUCUACAGGCGGUUGUUUGCAAAUCCUAAUUAUUAUGGCCUCGAAGACCUGACCGAGAAAUCGCUAAUUAAGUACCUUGUUGGAGUUGUUGAUCAGUGCGUCGCAGAUCUUUUGAGCUCGAAAUGCAUUAUUAUAGAUGAGGAGAUGGGAGAUCUGCGUGCUUCUCCAUUUGGACGAAUUGCUAGCAUAAAUUACCUUCGCCAUGAGACUAUGAAAUUUCUUACUGAAGAAUUGGGACCAGAAAAUUCUAUCGAAGAUCUCCUGAAAACGUUAUCGCACGUCCCAGAAUAUGGGGAGAUACCAGUUCGACACAACGAAGAUGUUGUAAAUACUCAACUUCAACGGAAGCUAAGAAUCAGAUUUGCUACAAGUGUCAUGGAUUCAUCUCAUACUAAAGCUCAUCUUCUCUUCCAGGCGCAUUUCUCUCGUACAGAAAUUCCCACCGAUUAUCGUACAGACUUGAAGAGUGUUCUGGAUCAGUGCGUACGAAUUCUUCAGGCGAUGCGUGAUGUAUGCCAACUGAAUGGGUGGUUAUCAACAGUGUUGCGGAUCACGAUUCUUCAGCAGAUGUGUUAUUCGGGACGAUGGCACGACGAUCAUCCACUUCUUUGUUUACCACACCUUAAAAACUACGAUGCUGAGAAUAUUGGUGACAGAGCUACUAUCCCGCUGCUGCAAAACCAGUUUGAUGUGGAAAAAGCGUCCGGAUCAGAUAUUGUCGAGAAAAGAGCAAAGAAUUUACUCCUCGAGAGUACAACUCUCGAAGAAAUGGAAAUCAAGGAGGUGGUCCGUGCUCUAUGCAGAUGGCCUAUCCUCUCUGUUGGAGGGUUGCAGUUGUGUAAAGGCACAGAAAAAUUCAGAAUAGAAGACGAAUGGCUUCAACUUCAACGUAACACUCAUUAUAAAUUGCAAUUCCACAUCAAUAUGUUAGGACCAAACAGGUUUAAUACCGAAGCCUUCCUCACCCAAUGGUCAAAAGAAAAAACAGCCAGUUGGAUUGUAAUCAUUGGAGAAAAAGAUAUUGAUCGACUGACAUCAAUCACUCAUGUAAGCGCAGUACAAGGAGACAGAUCUGUACGAAUAGAUUUUGUCACUCCUGAUAAAGGAGGACGUUGCUACAUAACCGUAUUUAUUAUGUCCGACUGUCAUCUAGGAAUCGACCAAGAACUGCAAAUUAAAGCGGAUUUAUCAUGA
This is a messenger RNA of Necator americanus (New World hookworm), 5640 nucleotides long. RefSeq lists its product as uncharacterized. NCBI's taxonomy places the organism in Eukaryota, Metazoa, Nematoda, Chromadorea, Rhabditida, Ancylostomatidae. The coding region runs from base 1 to 5640 and encodes 1879 amino acids. Gene Ontology annotation, molecular function: ATP binding; nucleic acid binding; ATP hydrolysis activity. The transcript is spliced from 51 exons. The record is from RefSeq and is a predicted model, not a curated record.